This is a messenger RNA of Neopelma chrysocephalum (saffron-crested tyrant-manakin), 6832 nucleotides long. It is a transcript of the gene EIF2AK2, whose product is annotated as eukaryotic translation initiation factor 2 alpha kinase 2. Bases 5155 to 6804 code for a protein of 549 amino acids. Gene Ontology annotation, molecular function: ATP binding; double-stranded RNA binding; protein kinase activity. The transcript is spliced from 18 exons. Gene Ontology annotation, biological process: protein phosphorylation. The record is from RefSeq and is a predicted model, not a curated record. NCBI's taxonomy places the organism in Eukaryota, Metazoa, Chordata, Aves, Passeriformes, Pipridae.
GGCCGCCCGGACCCGCCCCGGGCCCGCCCCUCGCGUCAGGCCCGAGGGGCGGUGCGGGAGGGGAGCGCGUUCCCCGCUGGGCGGCGGAGGGAGCUCGGCCCUCCUCGCCGGGAUAUUAGGGUUGAACUCACGCAAGGCCCCGGAAUGGGCUGUGAGGAGACCCCGCCCAGAUCCUGAGAGCUUGUGCGGGAAAGAAAAGGCUGCGGGAGCUCCGGUGCCCUGGGAGCUGCAGCGUAGAGGGAAAGGGACCCGUGGCGGGGCGGCGGCUGAGCCCGGGAUUAGACUGCACCUGCCUGAGGAGGGAGUAGGAAAGAAAGAAAGGAAGGAGGGAGGGGAAUGCUCUCUGGGUGAGACAACGGACAGCUGGCAUCUGAUUGGAAAACACAUGUUGAAAUGCUGCCAGGGAACAGCUUUGCCGUGAAAGGAUUCCUCCCGCGGCGCUUCCACCGGGGAAGGACUACGCGGUGGCUCUCGCUCCCGUUCCUUGCCUGUUCCCGGCGGUUGGCGGCAGCUCCGCUCCUUGUGCCGGCCCCGGAGAUAGCGGCCUCCCUGGUUUCAUACUCGCGGCUGCUGUCGCUGGAGAAGCCUGUUACCAGCCUUAUAAAAGGUCACCAGCGAGGUCUCUACACGGUGUCGCUGGCGCGUGGCGCCCAAAGAUGCCGAAGUCGCGCUUCGGAGCAUUCCGUGCACGGGCGUUGGUGAACAGGGAGCUGCACGAGGGAGAAGGAGAACACACGUGAGAGAUUCGAUUCAUUUCACCUUUCCCGGCUUCCCUGUUGCCUUCUGGAGCGUGUUGUCCCGCAGAGUCAUCUGCAGGCAAAGCAAGCCGCAGCACCAGGAUUGAAUCAUCCAUAAACAAAUGUUCGUGAUAAAGCCAAAGUCCGUAACUCCACUAUUUGGGGAACUGGCAUGAUAAUAAAAUAUUUGAGGUUCCAAAGGUCAAUAUUUUCUGGAGCAAAUGAGUUGGAAAGGCAUUCAGAUGAAGGCCUGAACGGCUUGGUAGGAAGUUUUUUAAGUGUAUGUACCAAAUGCUGUUCCAGAAUAGAUCAUUUUCCCCAAUUAAGCAGGCUCGAUUGCUCAAGUAAUAUUCCAAUUGUUCUUUGACAACGUUUUGAUAAACACAAUAUCUUUUUUGAUCAACCAGCAAGCAAAUUUUGUUAAUUUGAUUGGUAUGUAAUAUUGCUAAUGUUGAUUAGGUGUUAAUAACUAAGUGCAAUUAGCAAAGCUGGAGGAAGCUUUGUUUCUUACCAGAGAAACUGAAAGUUCACCUUUAGGUCACUUUCAGUUCUGCAAACUGCACCUUGGAUAGUAAUCUCCUUUUCUGAUAAAAGAUGUUGAGUCACACACAAGGCCAAAAUAAACUGCUCUUUAGGGCUUGGCAUAUGACAAUUAGAAUUAAAGAAGGCAAGCCUUUAAGGAGAGAAGGAGAUUCUGAGAAGAAAUAGAGAUAGCUGAGGAUUCUGUAGUUAAGGCAAAAGGAGGAAUUUUAAUAAAAUUUCUCUAGUUGACUUUAAUAAAAUGCGCUACUUUCACUUGAUAGAACAGAAAAGGUGUUAGGCAUGUGGAUUUCGUGUGCCUUUACUGAAUCACUGUUGUGAGAUCCUGGAUCCGAAUCUCAUUCAAUUAUUGAUGUGGGUCAGAACCAACUCACUGUGAGUGUGUGUGUGUGUGUGUGUGCAUGUGGGGAAGGGCUGGGCCUGGGCCUGCAGAUCCCUGGUAAGGCCUGCACAUAAGGCCUGUGCUGAGGGCACAGGGCAAAGCCGGAAGGCAAGGCCUGCAGCCCAUGCAGAGCACACAGCAUCACUGAAGGCCCUGCAGUCGGGCUGUUAGUCAAGGCAGACCUGACUGGUAGCUCACCCACAUUACACCCCUGCAGCCUGUGACUGGCCACAGCACAACUCACUCUAGCCUGGAAGGCACUGACUGGAUAUCCUGCCUGGGAGGGAAAACUGAACUCUAUAAAUACACGAGACUCCAUAUAGUCCCUCCUUCCCUCUGGUCUCUCCUGCAGCCUGAACCAUGAUUCUCUCUACUUAAGAAGAUGGCAUUUUUUUCAGAAAGCCCUGCAUUGCAGUCAGUGAGCAGUGGAUGCUAUGUGCACCUUUGGGAAAAGGUACGUUUCCCUAAAAUUAAUGUUUGUGCUUUCUUUGAGUGUUGGUCAAAGAGGUCAUAAUUGUCAUAAAUGUCUUAAAGGAUUUUAUAAGGUAUAUAUUUGAUUAGAAGGUUUCAGUUAUGGAAUUGAAGGAGUUAAACCAUGAAUUAUAGUUGUAUUUUAAACUUUUUUAUUUUCAGUUUUCUCAUCAACUGACAGUGCAUAGAAAACCUUUGUUUGCUUUGGAGUAGGACCGUAACUGUGAAAUGUCCUUUUGUGUAUGCUUGGAAAAGUCUCUGCAAGGUUGUUGAACUUCAGCCAGCUGUUUGCCAUGCUGCAUUUAUUUGAACCCCCAUGUUAGCCCACUAAUGACAGCUCUAUCUAUCAGCAAGUGCAUUACUUUCUCAUUGUUCUUUCUGCAGGCUUGCUAGAGGCUGGAAAUGCCUCACAGAAGCUCAGAGCCAGGAAAACAACAGUUAUUGGAAACCUAAGUAGGAGACAAGCUGAAAUACAAAGUGUUCUAGAAGCGAAAAUGUAAGAAUGCCAUUUUGGUAUCCUUAAACAAGCUCCAUACAUAGAAUCAAUAGAAUUGCUCUAGGUGGCUUUUAACAAGGAAGAACAUCAUAAGCAGUUUCAAAGGAAACCAGUUUUGUCCAUACAUACAGAAAUAAUAACUUGUGAAUUAUGUGACUCAUAUCAUGGUUUGUCCUUUUUUUUUUUCUUCCCCUACAAGAUGAUUAUACUUAGAAGUUCUGUGUUUGGAACUCUCUGAUUCCUUUUUUCUGCAUCCCCACUGGUGUCUGAAUGGGUUCCUUGUUGGUUUUGUGAGCACUGUGAGAGAGCAGGUGUACUUCCUGGGUGCCCAAGUCAUUUCCUCAUACUGAGGAAGACCUAAGGCUUACUGCUGUUUUCCAUCUCUCCUCUACGGCCAUCUGGUUUCUGCUGGAGAGAGACUUUGCAGGUGGGUGGAAAUCAAAGCAGAGUUCCGUAGGUUUUGUAUCUGGGUCGUCAGGAGCAGGUGCUGUGUGUGCACGGUGAAAUGUAUUUGCUCCAUACUUUAGAUCUUGCCUCUGGAAAGUAAUCUUGAAGAUUUUUCUUUCCAACUUCCACAGAACAUAUUAUUAAUUUGGUGGCUGAUUUUUUUUCCUUUAUCCCAGUAAGAAUUUUACUAUGAAGUGCCUUAAUGUUUAGUGAUACCUGUAAUAUGUUUCAAGUUUAAUGUAUUGAGGAAUACUUGACAUCCAGGUGGCUCAGCUUGCAAGCUGCAAAUAGAAAUGCAAACUGGGCUCUGAGUGGGAGCGCAAGAUGAGGCUGUGAACUGCCAAUGUUUGGGAUAACAAAGGACACGAAGAUGGCUUUGUCAGCAUUUUGAAAACAAAGGAGAUGAAGACAGGUGAUGCCAGCAAGGCGGAUAGACAUGGAGAGGGGAGGCAGGAGGAGAAGACAGAGAAGGAAGAGCCAGACUGGUGUGCGGGGGAGACUGUGAGGGUAUAAAAAAAGCCCAGGUGUUCUAGGCUCAGGGCUUGUUCUUGGAGGGACUGUCUUGAGUUGUUGUUGUGUUACUGUGCCAGGAAUAAAUUGCCUUGUGGAACGUCUUAGACUCUGCUGAGGGAAACCUGGGGUUGAACUGGUAAGGAAGUAUGGUCUGUCUGUGUGUGAGAGGGGUGUGUAGGGGGUCAAAUGGGAUGCCCAUCAGCUCUUUGGAGCCACCCACUGUGAAGGGCCUUUGGUCCCAGCAGUGAAAGUCUCUGGUUGUUGUAAGGGUGACUGCCAGUGAGUCUCGUCAAUGAUCAGACUGGGAAGUUUUAUUAACAAAUGAAGUGUUAAAAAAUGAGAAAUGAGAAACUGCUCUCGUGUUGGAGGAAGUUAUCUGUUGACUUAAGUCAAAAUAGAACUGUGUGAAGAAAUCUGAGCAGGCUGAGUGGAUUGACUAACAACAUUCAGUUUGGAUAAAUGCAGACAAUCCAGGCUGAAAGAAAAAAUGCUUGUUACACUAUUUUUUCCCUGCUUUUUAAUAUUUCUAAAUUCAAUAUGUCCACUUUGGUGUCAUCUCUAUAAAGUGGAAAAUUACCUGUUUAAAAUCAUCUCUUAUCAAUGUGGUGAUGUACCACGUAAAAAAAAUAUUUUGAAUUUUUUCUUUCUUAAUUUACGUUAGUGAUACAGCUUAAUUUAGAGUAACUUGUGCUUCCUGAUCACCUCAUUAAAGAAGUAUGCCAGAUGUAGAUUUGGAUGGUUAGAAAAAGUGUUUAAGGGCUAAGGAAAAGCUUAAAAUUAUUGUGGAAAAAUGGAAUGGUAUAAAAAAUAAGAUGCCUAAAAUAACACUGAACCGAAAGCAUAAGAGCUGAAUUGAAAAAUCAAAAUUUAUAAAGGGCAAUACUUUUUAUGUGCCAUAACUAUGGUUUGGAUUUUAUUUCUCUGGGAAUCUGCUGAGGCUCUUGCAGUAUUGCAGAGCAGUGGGAUACUAAUAUGAACACCAAGAACGUCUGGAUCUGUCGUUAAGUCUUUCACACUUCGUAAGGGAUUGUCGGAAAAUAAACUUCAGCUCAGUCAGACCCAAUACAGGAAUAUAAGCGUUAAUCGGCUAGUCAGAGAAGGAAAAGGGCCACUAAGAAAACAUAUUUGGAUGUAUUUGGGAGCAGCUGGGUGUGCCACUGCUCUCUGCUGUCCGUGUUGCUGAGCUGUAGUGUGUGGUUGCUGUAGCAGAAAAAGGCAGCAGCUAGUCAGGGAAGAAGGCCGGGGGGUCCCAGCACUGUGGGUGACACAUCUUUGCGAAGCAGCUCGCUCUCCUUGCUGCCCUCGUUCCCCGGUGGCUUAGGAGCGCUGGGCAGAGCGAAGCUGGCGGAGGCUCCGCUCCGUGAGGCGCGGGCAGAGCGCGGCUUCUCGCGGCCUCGGGAAGGAGGGGCUCGGCCGCCCUUUCGGUUUCGUUUCCACCGGACCGGGCGGUGCUGCGGGAAACGAAACUUCGUGCCGCGGCGGGCUGGGCUGCACCGCUCCGGCUGCUGGAGCUGCGGGACCUGGAGCAUCUGCCGCGGCUCGCAGAAUCUAUUUGAGAUUGCGCCAAAAUGGAUCUUGAAUAUAUGGAGAAGAUCAACCAUUACUGUCAAAUAAAUAAACUUACACUGCUUUAUGACACUGCUGGGAUGACCGGCCCAUCUCACGAUCCUGAGUUCACAAUUGUGGUCAAACUAAAUGAUGUGGAAUAUGGUACAGGCACUGGUAAAAGUAAGAAAGAAGCAAAAAGAAUAGCAGCAAAAAAAACAUGGGAAAUGAUUGAGGAACAGAGUCCUUCAAGUAUGGGUGCUGCAGAAUUAGCAACAACUCAAACAAACUCAUCACCUGAACCAGACAGAGACUAUGUCAGUCUACUGAAUAUUUUUGCACAAAAGGCACGGCUACAAGUUGAUUAUCCUGAAAGAACUCGUACUGGAGAUGCCCAUGCUCCUAUAUUUUUUUGUAGCUGUACAAUUAGUGGUCAGUUGUAUGGAAGGGGCACUGGAUCUACUGUAGCUGCUGCAAAACAAGCUGCUGCCAAACAAGCAUUUGAGAAGGUGCAAACUGAAAAAUCUAGUGGCAAUUCAACGUUUAGCAAACAUAGUAAUUCCUCUCAAGUGCCAACUCAGUCUGAUUCGAACAGUAUUUCCUUUGAAGACUCAGCUCCAAUGUUGGUAGAAAAAAUGAAAGACAUGGCAGUAUGUGAAAAGCUUUCACCUUCUCAGAGAAAUGCACAGAGUUCUGCCCUGAAGUCCAAAAGAAAAUUGGCAGCUAAUUUUCCUAAUGUAAGAAAAGAGGAAGAGAACAAAAAUAUGUCAGAUUCAGAUGAAAGUUUGCCAGAUGUGGACACGAAUACCAGAAAAGGGAAUGGAAAUCCACACACUGUUGAUAAAACAUUUCUUAAUAAUUUUAAAAAUAUAGAGCCUAUUGGUGAAGGUGGUUUUGGGAAUGUUUUCAAGGCAAGAUCAAAGUGCGAUAAGACAACCUAUGCAAUCAAACGAGUUGAAUUCACAAAGAAUGUAAGGCGUGAAGCAGAAGGACUUGCAAAACUUAAACAUGAAAACAUAGUGCGGUAUCAUUGCAGCUGGAAAGGGUACGACCAUAUAACUAAUCGAGAUGCAAGCCUGAAUUCCGACAAAACAACUCGCUGUCUUUUCAUCCAAAUGGAAUUCUGUGAACGAGGGACCUUGGAAAAGUGGAUUGGAGAGAAUAGAGAAGACCAAAACUAUCAUGAAAUGGCACAAAACAAAUUUUUACAAAUAAUGAAAGGAGUGGAAUAUAUUCAUUCUGAAAAGUUAAUUCAUCGAGACCUCAAGCCUCCGAAUAUAUUCAUAUCACAUGAUGAUAAAAUAAAAAUAGGUGACUUCGGCCUUGUGACUUCUAUGGCAUAUGAGACUCUGACUGAGAACAUAGGAACAAAAUCAUAUAUGGCACCAGAACAGUUCGGGGACAGAUAUGGAAAGGAAGUAGAUAUUUAUGCACUGGGACUAAUUUGGUUUGAAAUUCUUUCAGCAUUCACUAAUCAUGAGAAAAAUGAGGUAUGGCCUUCUGUUAGACAAGGUCAUUUUCCAGGGAGUUUCACCAACCAAUUUCCACUGAAGGCAUCCAUAAUCAAAAAGAUGCUUUCAAGAGACCCUUUCAAGAGACCCUCUGCAACUCAAAUACUUGAUCUUGUUAAGUCUCUUGAUAAAGAGAAGUCGCUUAAAAAUAAUACUCAUUAAAUGCCCUUUUAAAAGGCUUUCAGACUCU